UUCUCUUUCCUUCCAGUUGAGGACAAGCAGGUGUGGGCAACCCUGAGCUGCCUGGUACCACGAUGGCAGAGAAAGUGAACAACUUUCCCCCGUUGCCCAAGUUCAUCCCUCUGAAGCCAUGUUUCUACCAAGACUUCGAGGCUGAUAUUCCACCACAGCAUCUCAACAUGACCAAACGUCUCUACUACCUCUGGAUGUUGAACAGCGUCACGCUGGCCGUGAACCUGGUGGGCUGCCUGGCGUGGCUGAUCGGAGGCGGGGGAGCCACCAACUUUGGCCUCGCCUUUCUCUGGCUCAUCCUCUUCACACCCUGCUCCUACGUCUGCUGGUUUCGGCCCAUUUACAAGGCUUUCAAGACUGACAGCUCCUUUAGUUUCAUGGCGUUCUUCUUCACCUUCAUGGCUCAGAUGGUUAUCAGCAUCAUUCAAGCUGUGGGCAUCCCAGGAUGGGGCGUCUGCGGUUGGAUUGCCACUAUCUCUUUCUUUGGCACGAAUGUUGGCUCAGCUGUGGUGAUGCUUAUCCCCACCAUCAUGUUCACGGUUGUGGCUGUCUUCUCCUUCAUCGCCCUCAGUAUGGUCCAUAAAUUCUACCGAGGCAGUGGGGGGAGUUUCAGCAAAGCACAGGAAGAGUGGACCACCGGGGCAUGGAAGAACCCGCACGUGCAGCAGGCAGCUCAGAAUGCAGCCAUGGGUGCGGCCCAGGGAGCCAUGAACCAGCCGCAGACGCAGUAUUCUGCUACCCCUAGCUAUACAUACUCCAAUGAGAUGUGAGCUGGCUGUGCCCACCAGGAGGUCGGCCGGGUGCCGUGGGCCAGUGGGGAGGCUACGGCCAUAUUGUCUGUUGUGACCAAGCAGGGUUCCCCUUUCUCUUUUCUCCUUCCCCACUUUGUACAAAGAAUCAGAGUUCUAUAUAUAUAUAUAUGUACAUAUAUAU
Molecule: messenger RNA, 933 nt
Organism: Suncus etruscus (white-toothed pygmy shrew)
Lineage: Eukaryota; Metazoa; Chordata; Mammalia; Eulipotyphla; Soricidae
Gene: SCAMP5
Product: secretory carrier membrane protein 5
Exons: 6
Coding region: 63-770 (235 amino acids)
Biological process (GO): protein transport
Cellular component (GO): trans-Golgi network membrane; recycling endosome membrane
Source: RefSeq, a predicted model, not a curated record